Molecule: messenger RNA, 5007 nt
Organism: Liolophura sinensis
Lineage: Eukaryota; Metazoa; Mollusca; Polyplacophora; Chitonida; Chitonidae
Exons: 7
Coding region: 147-1193 (348 amino acids)
Source: RefSeq, a predicted model, not a curated record
UCGUGCAGUAAUUAAAAAGGACUUGGGGUACGGUGAAGGUAGAUUGGGGUGAGAGUGGGCCCCAUGGCUGGCUGGCCCAAUGAAGAGUUCUGCUGUUAGCUGUUGGUGUACAACCGUGGCUCUCUCUCUCACUGGAUCUCCUACUCAUGGAUUUACUGGCUCUUUCUGUGAUAUUGGUGGCAUUUUGCUUCCAGUGCACUUGGCAGGAGGUUUCCUCAUGGGCUGACAGAGACAGUUGGAACUACCUCUCUUUGCGCUAUGGCAUAUGGCACAAACCAGCACCCACCAUUAUGGCCGCCCUGAGGGAUGGAUACGUUCGGAAAAAUAAUAACUGCAAAACUAGAAACCAUAUAGGAUUUUUGUACCACAGACAUGGGGAUACAAUAUCAAUGCCCAUCUAUGAUUCCAAUGGACGAAUAGCAGGAAUACAGUCUUCUAUACCGGGCAACAUGUGGGGUUACAAUUCCCAAAACAAGACAAUUUCCCUACCACCACCGAACCUUAUUCCCCCAUUUUUACACGGCAGCCAGAACUCUCGGGGAAUCCCCUGGUACACCCUCACAGCAUAUUUCAAACACCCGAGACUAAUAUGCAAUCCGACAGAUACGAAGGCCAGGCGUGGCAGAGGCCUGUUUAUACAGAUGGGUCUGAACGCUGAAUCAGAGUACAUGGAAAUCCCCCUCCACUCUAAAGACUUGAGUCCCCACUGGGUGAAAGGAACAUGUAUGCCCCAAAUGGGAAUGCACUACUUUAUGAACCUGUCGCGGGACAUGCCAUGUGAAAACCUGUACCCGGUGUUUCUGAUGUACAACACAGAGGGACAACUAGGGGCCUUCGGCUGGUCCUUCCAGGGCAAUCCUUCACAACGAAAUAUUCCUGGAGACAUGAGCUGGUUUAAACUAGAACCCACAUUUUACCCUUUUCUCUUUGGAUCAACACAGCUACCAAAAUGUAUGCACUAUGAGAAGUUCCGCGUGAGCGGGAUGCACAUCUGGCUGCGUGAUCCCAACACAAUGCUGUGCACAGCCGCCACAGUACCAGUGACCAGGCCAACCACCACGACUGUGGCCACCAGCCGGACACAGGCCACAGUGGACAUUGCUAUAGAGAGCCAGGAGCCCAUCUCGCUCUCAGACUCUCUCACUCCUAACCUUUGUGUGAUAAUGUUGACGAUACUGAUGUUGGUGUUAUGAUAAUGUUGGAUGAAGUGCUGUAGCCUCUGGAGGAGAGUAGGAACGAUGCUUCUUCCUUCAGAUCUUGUACAAUAUCGUGUUUCUGUCAGCCUAAUCUAGGUGACUGACGGACAAGGGAAGACCAUCUGGAACUUCAGGUUUUCUGUGCUGAUUAGUUCCAAUCUAGCUGGAUGACAUGACAUGCGAGUGCUGAUUUACAGGCGGGCAAAGCAGCACAACAACCUUAUACCCAUUCCUCUGCCGGCUGUACAAGUGUCAUGAUACAAGCAUGGGCCAUAAAUAAUGGUGGUAAUCAGCACGGCAGUCAGCCCUGCGGCUACCCGAUGUUGACGGCUGCACACAGGACGCAGCCCCUCCUACAUGUUGCAUGGGGAAUUUCAUAUCGGGCCAUAACGCAUCCCACAGCAAAAGUAUGCUUAUACAAAUUGCAUAUACAAACACCUCUAGCUGCCAGUUAGUAGCGAGAACAGCCCAGGAAAAUUAUUACAAUAAUGGGUCUCCAUUGUAUGUAGUUCCGUGACGGAUUUCCCCAGAACAUGUGUCCACUUGAGGAGAUGUUCAGGAUUUCUGAUGGAAGCCUGCAAUCUUAUCUCUCCCUCUGCCCCCCCAACCCCCCCUCUCUCCAUAUCUCCAUAUGAAUUGCUUAUGACACGAGAUAAACAAUGUAUCAGUGAGUAGGUACUCUAACAGACAGGAGACAAGAGACUGGUGUGACCAGUGAAUCCCAGGAUUGGAAGCUGACAGAGACGCCUCAGGAGGACCUAGCCCACUUUAUUUCUCCACAUAUAUAUGACAAUCAAUAGAUAAUGUGAACUAUUUUAUAUCAGAGCAUUGUGAUAUUGAUUCUGCAGACAAUGGCAUGUCCGUCAUCAUGGGUAUCUCCAACCUGUAUUAACCAAACAAGUUCUGACCAGGUUUUCCCACAAUCCAGCAUACUAAUAAUCAAAUCCAAAACCAGUCAUUGAGAAUGUUAUAAAUCAAGUUUAAUUAGCGAUGGACAUUAGAGAAAUGAUAACUGUUCUCAUUCUUCCAAACUCCUAUACAUUCAUUAUUUCAUAUAAAUGCAAGACCUUUAAACUGUUACAAUAUUACACUGUCAAAAGUAAUGAAUCUGUACUUUUUUUAGGUAAAAGAUAAACAAUAAUAAUUAAUACUAUCACAGAAAACUCAUGAAACUGCUAAAUCUGAUACUUUCCCUAAAACUGUCUUGCUGAAAAGUUGUAAACCCCUCAGACAAAUUUUCUGACCUUGUUUGAAAAAGUCAGUGUACGGAACAAUGCUGGUGCUUAUAGAGUACGACCGCACUUGAAACCGUUCAAUGCUGAUCGCUAUGACAGUGUAAAACCCGAUGCGAAACUUUCGCAGUGAAGAAUUCUCCUUGAGAGGAUCCCAGUCUACAUCUCUAUUCGAGCCAGUCACAGAAUCCAUUGAAAACUGUCACACCACACAAACCCCACUGAUACUGUCACUGCCUACAAGCUAAUUUGAAACUGUCAGAGCAUAUAUCUCCUUCGCUGAUGGACACAGCUUGCUAGUUCUACAAGAGACAGUGAGUCUAUGCUUGUCAGACUGUACAACCCCCAGAGGCCCAAUAAUGCCCUACAUGCACCCCGAUAGACAGAUCAUACCUAGUUCUGUUUGCCCACUCUGUUCGCAAGAGCUUCAGGGAAUACUAGAAUACGGAAAAAUUAAAAUCAAACUGAGGGAUGUAAUCAAUAAUGGUAAAUGUCUGCAGCUCAUCAACUUAUUGCUGCCAUGACAACGGAGGAAAUGGAGUCAACGAUGAUGGUUUUGUAGCCAGAGAGCGAAACAUUACCAAAGAGACCAGAGCUCAUCCAUCUUGGGGAGCUGAAUCUAAUGUCUUGCAAUAUUUACUACAAAUAGAACAUAUUGAAUAUGGAAUUUUGCAAAACAUUAGGAUAAAAGGCUUGUAUGUUUCUUCCCUCUUCCCCAAACAAAAAAUAUGUUAAAUGUACAUUUGUAUCAUUGACAACAGGAGUUAACAACAGAUACAAAAUCCCUGGUGAUUGCCCCAACUGGGAUUUGAGUCAGAUCGCGGAGAACAGAAUAUCAAUUUUUACUCUCGUCUCGAGCUUGAAGCAUCCAUCAUUUCAGCUGACAUUUUCCAUUCAGCAAAUGUUAACCAGCUUGAAAUUUAUCCCUCUCACCCACAGCCAAAAAAAACCCCAUUGAUAUUCCUAGCACUAGAAACAUAUGAAGAUAUUUCCGUUGUUCUGUCAAACUAUGGGGUCGAUGUGGAUGGACACCAGCUAGCGUGUAAAUUGGCUGCCUUACAUAUGUACUCCUGCCUUUAGCCAUUACCAUUUUUUUAAAAUCCAAAUCCACAUGGUAAUGUUUAGCUAUUUAAUACCCCACUUUAAAAAAACAUGCUCCUCUUAAAGCAGAAGUUCUUGUAUUUGAGUUCCCAGUGCUUCACAGGUAGGUAAGAGAAUGUCAUUCUGAUGUAGAGGAAUUAGCCCUUAAUGACAGCUGGCCUUGCUACAUGAUAAUGAGUUGAGACAGAAGGGACAAGAUUAUGAGAAGUGAUGGGGUUUGCAGCAUGACCAGCCAACAAGGCAACCUACACACUUAGCAUGGAGCCCCAUCAGCCAAGCUUGGCAGGCAAAUUACUUAUAGGGAUUUCAGUGAGGGGCUAAAGUGGUGGGCGCUCCAACUGGAAACCUCAAUUACAGUGCUUGGACCAAUGGCAACCUGUCAAGCUGACAUCUUCAGCCCUGUGCUGUGCACCACCACAAUCAAUAAGACCUGGAAAACAAUCUACCAGCUUCAACCAGCACAAAUGAUUAUGUAGAUUCUGGAGAUUUUUCCCCCUUCCUAUUGUUAUUUUGUUUUUUGCACUCAGCUAUGAUAAAAGGUGCCUAUGCUGUCAUGCACUAUGGAAGAGAGAAAAAGGGCCUGAGAAGUUCAUCUGUUCAGGUCAGUGCAACAUGUGCAUAUUACAAUCUGCACACAGUUGUGUAAUGACAACAUCUUAUUUAUAAUAACUGAUUUUAUUGUGUAUUGACAUAUAUCUUCAGUACAGAAACUCUAACUAUGCACUUCUUACUGACUAAUCUCCAGUGUGCAGGUGAACUACCAGCUCUAGUGCCUGGACUCCUUCAGGUUAGGUCACCUUGGAUUGGUGGACAGUUGGUCACGUGUUCAUGACAGAAAUAUCGCCAUUGGCAUUGGGAUGUAUAAUGUACGUAUCAAACAGGGUGUUGAAAUAAUCAACAGGACAAAGUGUGUGAGUCUGUGAAAAGAACACAGAAAAAUGCAUUUGUGAACAGAACACAAAAAACUGAUUAGGCGAAGAGAAUACAAAGAAAUGAAUCUGUUAACAGAACACAGGAUAAGGAAUCUGUGAACAGAACACAAAAGAAGGAAUCUUUGAACACAACAGGAGAAGGAAUCUGUGAACAGGACACAGUUGAAGAAAUAUGUGAACAAAAAAACAGAACGCGGCAGAUAUGGGAUAAGACUACUGAAACCUGCAUCAGUGAACAAAAGACAGAGUAUUGAUAUAGAUUUGGAGAAUAUUCCAUGAGAGAAUGUUCACUCACACGGGCAAAGUUGAUACUUUGUGAUCAGCGUUUUUUAGAAGUGCUUGUAUUUCGAACCUUAUGACAUUGUAAAUGUUUGUCUGAUUACACAUACAUGUAUAUGUACUACCCUAACCGUCUGUGCUGCGUAGAAGCUUUGUCCAGUCACUUCUCUCCCCUCCUAUACAAAUCCUUACCCCUCUAGGCACAUUAUCUUCACACUACGUGCCUUCACUUUAGUACCAUCUCUUAGUUCUGUGUUUCACGCACCA